Messenger RNA from Acanthochromis polyacanthus (spiny chromis), 7651 nucleotides. RefSeq names its product cell adhesion molecule 2a (gene cadm2a). The coding region runs from base 557 to 1873 and encodes 438 amino acids. The transcript has 11 exons. NCBI's taxonomy places the organism in Eukaryota, Metazoa, Chordata, Actinopteri, Pomacentridae. The record is from RefSeq and is a predicted model, not a curated record.
CCUCGGGUCUUCGUGAUUGGUUCACCUUUCAUGUCCGUCAAAAAAAAGAAAAAAGAAAGCCUUGUGGGCGGGACUCAAACAAUCCACUCGUGUUCCCUGCAUUGUGGACUGUGCGCCACAGCAGACCAAGAGCGGGGCAGAGAGUAGUACGGCAGCGUUUUACCCUGUUACCGGAGGACGACUGCUCUUAGUCCCUGAGGUUUACGGCUGUUGUUGUCCCUGCGAGUCCGGUGAACCGAGUCUGCACCUUACCGGCGACGCAUUCCUGAAAACAUCCAGACUAUUGUUUUAGUUAUUUUUUUUUUAUUUUUAAAUUUUUUGUAUGAUUUUUGAGGAGCGAGGAUAUCUCAGAACCAACGCGGGGUCGUGAAGUCGGUGGUGUUAACCCCAUUUCCUAGAGACGCACAAAAAAAAAGAGACACACUUCUAGGUCCACCUGGAUAGCUGACAAAGCCUUCCGGUCCGGUUAGAGGUCCAGUGGGGAGACGGAGAGGAGAAAUACGCGCGGAAGACAGGAGCAAAAGAAACAGGAAAGGAGGAAGAAGAAGAAGACAGGAUGAAUCUCAAGAGCAAUUUGAUUUUCACCCUCUACACUAUUUAUGGGAUUCUUCUGAAAGUGAUGGCUUCAAAAGGCAAAGUUCGAGGUAUCAGCGGCCAGUAUCCUCUGGUUCAGAAUGUGACUGUGACAGAGGGCGGGACGGCGAACCUGACCUGCCGUGUGGAGUAUAAUGACAACACCUCCCUCCAGUGGUCAAACCCGGCACAGCAGACCCUCUUUUUUGGGGACAAGAAAGCUUUAAGGGACAACAGGAUUGAGCUCAUUCAUGCAUCGUUCUCGGAGUUAACCAUCAGUAUCAGUGAUGUCACGCUGACUGAUGAAGGCAUGUACACCUGUUCUCUCUUCACCAUGCCUGUCAGAACAGCCAAAGCCUACCUGACCGUUCUGGGUGUGCCAGAGAAGCCAGAGAUCGAUGGCCUGACAAAGCCUGCCCUUGAGGGAGACCAGAUCACUCUGACCUGCAUCACUCAGGGCAGCAAGCCCGCCGCCGACCUGCGCUGGUUCAGGAAUGAAAAGGAGGUCAAAGGUGCCAAAGAGGUGAAUGCAAGUGGGAAGACGUUUACAGUACGGAGCUCCCUGCAGCUGCGAGUGGACAGGAAUGAUGAUGGAGUGGCCUAUACCUGCAGAGUGGACCAUGUGGCACUCACACAGUCACCACAGCAGGCCACUGAAGUACUGGAGGUCCACUAUGCUCCUCGUGUGGAGAUCAACCCCUCCCAUGCAGUCCCUCAGGAGGGUCAAUUCUUAAAGCUGGAGUGUAUGUCCAAAGGAAACCCAUCGCCAGAUCCUGUGUUGUGGACAAAGGAUGGAGGUCAACUUCCUGACCUGGACAGGAUGAUUGUCGAGGGGAGAGAGCUCACCUUUAUUUCACUCAACAAGACAGACAAUGGCACCUACCGCUGUGAAGCUAGCAACCACCUAGGGACCAGCAGUGCUGAAUAUGUACUCUACGUCUAUGACGUCCCCACCACCCUGUCUCCAUCCACCACUCCCCCCCUACAUCCCAUCCCUCCAGAUCCUACUGCACUAUUAGGCACCCACGCCUCAGACCCCACAGUCACUGGCAACAGAGAUCCCAAUGCUAUGGGGCAGCAUGGCACUGACCAUGCCUUGAUCGGAGGAGUGGUGGCUGUAGUGGUCUUUGUCACCUUGUGUUUAAUCAUUGUUCUGGGAAGAUACCUGGCCAGGCAUAAAGGAACAUAUUUGACAAAUGAGGCCAAAGGAGCAGACGAUGCGCCCGAUGCCGACACAGCUAUCAUCAACGCUGAGGGCAACCACGCACACGCAGAAGAAAAGAAAGAAUACUUCAUUUAGACUGCAGAGGGAGCAAUGCAGCUCUCUCUUUCUCUCUUUCGGUCUCUGUAUCUCUUAUCCUCUCUUUCUGUCUCCCACUUUUCUUCUUCACCUCUGGCCACUGCCCCCCCCUCCCCUUCCCGUCGUGUCAACGAGGAACCCGCAGGCAGUCCACAAACAGAGAAGUUCCCCACGUGUUUUCCUGUUAUUUCCUUCAGUUGGGUCCAUUGGUGUCAUUUACAUCCUGUCCUUUAAUUCCUUCUUUGUUGUUUUUUCUUUAUGUUAUUCUUGGCAGAUGUUUUUCACAGGCAGCUUGCUGCAUUUUUCCUCGUCUUUGAUAUGAAUUUCUGGAAAUCUGUGUAUUUACCAUGACUGCUUCUUACAUGACCCCCUUGUUCGUCGUUUCUCCCAUUUGCCACCAGCCAGACGCCCGAACACACAUUAUGUCCCCUUUGUUCACACACGCUCACAAACACAUAUCAUAUCUCACAUCAACACGGUGCCUAAAAAUACAGACGCCAUUGAACUUCUGUCAAUGCCUUCAUGUAUCGUCUGUCAGUAGCAAUGUAAAUGCUUUGUAGAUGGUUAACUGGACCAUCCUUUCAUUGCUUAGCUCACAGCUUUUGAUUAUGCAUUGCAUCUUUUUUUAUUUGAAUGAAGAUCUGUGCUGUUUACGCCUUAUACAUGUCUGUCACACUGAUUAUGGUACUUUUAGAUGAUCCACCUCUCCCGACCCCAUCCCCUCGAAAUAGACUUGUAAUUAAACAGUUGAAUCGGGUAAGGUAAGAAGAAGGUUUCGUGUAACAUUGUAGCAAGGUUUGUCAGAUAAGUGUAAAAUAUGAUUUUCAUUAGGGUAGGAGUAAAUAAAGGGUAGUGUGGUAUUGUUUAGAGCAGAGAAUACACACCAAAAAUAUAUGAAAGAUACUAGAUGAAGCAUUCCAUCGAGUAAACUCAAUCAAGUAUAUACAACCAUUUGCUAAAUCUGCUGUCCCUAUGUACUUUUACCUGUAUAUUCCUGCACUGUCCAGGCUGCAGUUUAGCGAAACACCAACACCUUCAGUGUCAUCUGGACAGCUUACAGUAGUUUGUGAUUUUACAUAAAGGGUUCAGGUGUACAGAAAGAGUCAAUCUCCUCUCUAAAAGCUGUAUAAAUUGUACUGAAGUGAGUUUAGCAUUUCACUUUGAAGAAUUUCGUUCAUGUUUAUGUCACAUUGAAAUAACUUUUAAGGCUUAAGGACCCCGUGAAAUGUAAAACAAACCAUUAAGUGUUCAUGCAAGAUAAGAACAAGAACACGGUUACAGUGUGCGUAGGAAAUGUGGUGAGACAGUCCUCAGUUUUUCUGUAAUUCUGAUCGAUGCCUCUUGUAAGCUUGAGGUGCAGGCAGCUUUCCACAGUCCCUGGUUCAUCGGUAAGCAUUUAAUCACACUCUUACUUUCCACAAAUACUGCUGAUAUCAGUUUGACUUCUGUCCUUUUCUCUUUUUUUGUUCACAUUGCCACCUGCAAUUCUAUUAUUAAACAGUUUCUAACAGUUCGGUUAAACUGCUCUCAACCAACGUGGCACGCUUCUUCUUUCUGUUUUGUCGGAGUCACUCUCCAUGAACUGAACAUUGAUUUCCAUUUCAUGGGGUCUUCAAGCAAAAAAAAUAGAAAAAAGUAGAAAAAAAAGGGGAAGAAAAAAAAAAAGAAAUGGUGUGAGUGCUGGGUCACAGAUCUGCAGGGGCCUCCUUUCCAAAACUAAAAACUGAAGACAAAUAGAGAAGCACAAAAAUGUCUGAAUGAGUUACUGUGUUCCUUUGCCAACUACUAGAUUGCCUUGGGAAAAUGGGUAGCGGAAAGGCGACAAGGCUGUCUUUGAUUCAAUUCUGAACAAGAAAAAAAACUGCAGUUCAUCUUUUUGAAAAUGUAAGCUAAAUCAUGUUUUUAUAUUAAAAAAAAGUUUCUAAUAUUUUUGGUUUAAAUGGUUCUAAGCUCCCUGCUGUAUAUUGUGUCUGCUAAAAUGUGAUUGAUUGUGAAAAUUGCUGUUAAAUUCUGAAUUCCUGUAUUCCCUCAAAUUUGUAUAUUAGCCACCUUAUCUAUUUACUUUUAUUUUUUUCAUUUUUCAGUGCUUAAUCCUUAUUGGAAAAAUUUUAAAACAAAUGUAUUUUGUUUUGGCUCAAGGCAUGUAUAUAAUGUGUGAGAACUAAAUUUUGGUAAUACACAUUAGCAUGUUUUUGUUUGGUUCUUUUUCAUGUUUAAUUUAUUUGAAUUGAAGCUUUUUAAGCAAGGACCACAAGUGAAAAUAUAUUGGUAACUUAAUUUUAGAGAUCAGUGGCUUCUUGUGUUUGUGGCAUGCCCUUAGGUGCUACACAUCUGAAGGAUUUGGUGUUUUAGAAAAUAUGACCAAAAAAAGAAAAAGAGAACUUACUGAAGCAAAUCUGAAAAAAACAGAUAUAAUGUACACUGGCUGCUUGUCCAUGGAAAUGCAAGAAAAUGUGCAUUUGUCCUCACCAAAUCCUUAAAACACGAGUCGGAAUUGAAAUUAAGAUCACCAUUAUGUCGGUAGCAAGAAAGGUUCCACACAUUGAGACAAGCGCAACAUAUCCUAGUAAACAACUUUUGUUUCUUUUCAUACAUCCCUGCCAUUCGUCUUUGAUCAGUUUGCAGGAAUUUGGCUGAUUUACUCCCCUGUGAAACAGCGAUAAACACAUAAAGACUUAAAGGCAAGGCACUAAUCUACUAAGAGGGAGCAAAUUAUUACCAAGGGCAAUAAAAGAGUGGGCCCAGCUGUCUCCAAUUCGGUGGCCAAUUUACAACAUUAUGCAAAUAAGGUCAGCAAGUAAGGUCUUUCUCUAUGUGUUAUAACUCAAGCACUGUCAGAGUGAAUCACAAGUUGGGAACUGUUUGGUCGAUGGACUCAGUUUUCGCCUGUCUCCACUGGCGUAGGAUUUAGGUUGUAUAUUACACUUUAAAUAUAUGAAUUUCUUUGUUUUGAAAAUGCAGAAGCUUUGCCACAGUUUUACACUCUUUGUGCACUUCUCUCAGCAGAUCACGAUUUACAGUUUUAACUCGCCACAAACCUUCUGUAGGUCCAGACUAAAGUGUUCUAGACUGGCUCUGGUCUUUAGAAAAUCUUGUGUAUACGUGUGUAGAUACAUUUAUCACAAUGAUGUAAAGUCUCGUUCUUUUAUUUUUUGUUGUUGCUUUUUUUUUUUUUUUUUUUACUUUUCUAUCUAUACAUUGUGUCUUAAAUCACUGAUGGUGUCAAUCACAUUUUCUGUUUCUUGUCUCCUCUUUUUCCAUGUAGACUGAAUGAAUCUGUUGAUUCUUAAGUCAGAGGAACAGCUUAGGUUGUUUUCUAUUAGACGAACACUCAGAAUUAACCGGGUCUGCAGUGAUGAGUUGGCAUUAGAAAUGAAACCGGUGCCAUUUUACUGUAAUAUGCACUCGGACCAGUUUGAUGGAUAUUUCUUAGUAAUUGGUAAAAUGUGUGUUUUGUUUUCUGAACACCACAUGUAAAUAUUUGUUUUGACAUGAUGGUAAUGAGCUAAUUUGUUGCAAAUGGCUUUUUAUAAUCGUUAGACCAAACCUGAAUCUUGUUUCAUUUGUCAUUUUAACACCUUGGCACAUACCACCAUGCACUAUUUUACUACAACAGAAUCAGCUGUAGCUCCGUUCCAUCUCGGGUAUCUAACUCUUAGCUGGAUUUCUUUGUUGUUGUCGGUCGAAACUAAGCUUUAAACACGUCGUCUCCUUGAUCUCCAACAUACAUUGGUUUUGGUUAAUAUUCACUAGAUCAUGGGCCUCUAAUUUCAUUCUGGCAGCAAGACAGUAAUAGCGCCAACAUAGUUGCGGUGCCAUUUUAAUUGGGCACAAUUCCAUUUUCUGGGAUUGUGUGUGUCUCUAAUUUCCUGGCUCCAAACAAACCCACUUUCUUCAGCUGAAGGUGCGAGUGGUGCAGCCGAUGUUGUGCAUUUAUGCAGAUUAAGCAGAGCAAUACUGGCAGUAAUUUUGGCAUGAAAUUGCACACAAUUUAGUGAACAAUUUUCAUGUAGGUGGAGGCACAUACAGGCCAGUACAAAAUCACAAAAAGAGACCCUUAAUGCGUUCUGUUUUGCCUCUUUCAUUGUGUUUUUUUUUUUUUAAACCUAGCACAUUCAAAUGCACAUUAAAUGCAUAUUUUUACAUGUUGCUAAUCAGUUAACUGGAUGGGUGGUUUGUACUGUUUCACGUGUAGAUUGUAGGAUCAUUCUCUUUCAGCUGAUUAAAGCUGCAGCAGUGAUCGUAUGUGUGCGUUCUGCCUGGAUUAGAAAACAGACAGCAGCACAUUUUAUCCUACUGAACGUCACUGUUAGUGCACUGACAUCAAUGUACAUAUUGCCUCCUUACAGAAUACAAUCAUAUCACCAGAUUUCAGUGUAUCUUGAGAUGUCUAUUCAACUCUGAAAGAAACAUUGUGACUUACAUUUGGGGAGCUGUUUAUUUGUGCCUUGGCAUCUGCACCUCCAGUCGCUCCUUGACCCUCCUCCUGCCCAUCCGCUUCUUUUAAAAAAAGGGACGAGAAGCCGAUGUGAUUGGUGAUUAUUGAAGCUUGUCCAAACUCCACCUGCUGACACUGCACUGCGUAUUCAUCCUGCUACAGCCUUUUCACCACACUGCGCUGGUCCUGAUCUGGUCACACAGUUGUUCACACAGUUCACAUACACACAGAUUCACACACAUCAGUACGUUUGUCCCAAGCAAAUUAGAGGCCCAUAUUUACUACAAAAUAAAAGUCAGCUCCUGAUUCUAAAAGGAUGCAUAUGAAAGUAUUGAUCACUUUGAGUUAAAAUAUGUCUAAAAUGCUAUUUGUUUUUCUUUCUUUCUUUUUUUUUUUUUUUUUUUACAAAAAGUCAAAAGGUUUAUGGUUUUAACAGAAACCUGUUCUGCCUCUUCCUGUCCUUUAUCUCCUCCUCUGAUCCUUCAUAUGUCUUUGCUGUACAGUUUGGCUUCAGUGCACUUCUUUGUUCCUCUGCAAUAUUGACACUAGAAUCAAUCAGCCCAGUUGCUAUAUCGUCACACUGAUGAGAACAACAUGUGACACAAUCGCAUGUAGUGAUGUAUUUCUUUUUUUUCUUUCUUUCUUUUGUUUUGCAUCUCAGGAAUAUAUUUCAUUUAGGUUUUUUUUUUUAAUUUGUUUCCUUUCUUAAAACAGGGACUUGUGAGCACUUCUCAGUCUGCUCGUCCCUGUAUGCUGACACCAUGUAUUUGUUGAGUUUUAAGAUUAUCACAAUGUUAAUAAAAAUUAUUCGGUGAUUCUUCAAUAAUCCUGUCACCUUGCUGUCAUUGGAAUAUUAGACUCAAACGGUUUUUUGAUGAUCACUGACUUGAAAUACUCUGAGAUUUAGAAAUAUGCUGCAAAUAUUCAUGAGUUUCAAGAAUGAUAGACGGUGUGUUUUAACUGGAUCUAAUUUUAGCUUAUGAUAUGUGAGCACUUCAAUGCUUUUGUCCUCUAUCAUGUUUUCCUUGUAGCAACGCACAUCUUUACGUAUAUCGGUCUGUAGAUGGAAGGUGUUAUAAGGCACGAUCACUCACUAAAUACAAAAUAUCCACAGUAAAGCUCAGUAAAGAUCAGGAUUAGAGCUAGACAUACGUUAGUUCAGCUUCUGAUGUACCUUGGUGAAAUAAGGGGUUUCCUAUCAAGCCGUACUGAGAGAGCUUGAUUUGAUAUAGCACCAUAACGGAGGUGUUUCUCUCCCAUUGUCUGUGGGAUUUAUUAUAUUUAAUUUAGAGGUUCGUAUGUAUGAAAUGAAAAUUGUUGAAUAAAUAGUUGCCAAAACA